AACAUUUCCAGUCUACAACUUUAGAGACCAGCAUUGAUGGAUGCUGCUUUCGUUAGCUAAUGUGUGGUCUUCUUUUUAGCUAAUAACCACGUACAGAUAUGUCCAAGAAGUGGAAAAAUUACUCACAUACCCAUAAAGAAUUUUCAUUGUCCUGCAGGUUCAUUUCACCAGACGGGUGCUGUACCAACAGUUGUUCCCAAUGGCAACGGCGCGUUUCCCGGGGAAAAGUCCAGUCUACGCCAACAGCAGCGCUCCAGUCCCGGGGGGGGCUCAGUGUGUCGACGGGACCCCGUGGAUCUUCUACCUGCUGGAGCAGUGCGUGGACAAUAUGUGGGAGUACUCCAGCGUGAUGAUAGGACUAAUAUCUAUGUUUUGUUUUCUGCUGUCCACUUUGCCGCAGGUCUAUGAGGCGUACCGGACUGGUAAAGUGGAAGAAGCUAUGUCUUUGGGAUUUCUUUUUUUCCUCUUCUGUGGGGAUUUGACCAGUUUUGCAGGCUGCUAUCUCACCAGCCAGCUUCCUAUUCAGGUAGUCACAGUGGUGUUUUACAUCUUUACAGACGUGAUCCUCAUCUCACAGUUUUUCUACUACAAGCAUAAAAACAGCUCCAGCAGAAAAUUGCCCCUGUUGAAGUGGCUCUGUUUUAUGUGGUGUGGUGCGGCGACAUCACUUCUCCUGGCUUUAGCCAAAUUCAUUAUAGACCACGAUACAACGUUUGACCCCCAGAGUACAGCUGCCUCCCAGUCAGUGGGAAUAACUGGCUAUAUAUGUGGAUACUUGGCAUCUGUGUUCUACCUCUCCUCCCGUUUUCCACAGCUCUACAAAAAUUUCCAGCGCCAGUCUACAGAAGGUACUUCCUACCUUUUGUUCAUCCUGGCUAUGAUGGGCAACGGGACAUACGGGCUAAGUGUCGUCCUGGUCCUCCCUGCCCUGAGGGGUUCGAAGCAGGACUUCAUCAUCAAACAUCUGGCCUGGCUGGCAGGCAGCCUGGGUGUCUUCAUUCUGGAUUUUUUUGUGAUCAUCCAGUUUGUCAUGUACAGGAAGAGCAUCUCCUCCAAAGGGAGCACGCAGCUCACUGUCCCAGAGGUGGAACCUCUUCUGUGUGAGGACGAGGAGCUGUCCAUGCUGUAGAACACUGGCUUAGGUCGCUGACGGGGGAGUGAGACUGCGGCUCAUUUCCAUCAGACUCAGAGGACACUGAUCAGCACCAGAGUCAGAAGGUUAUUCAUGUGUGCCAUUAGUCUGUUUUUACUGCUGAGAGAGGACAAACUCCUCUGGUUCAAAGUGGUAAAGAGAGGGGAAAGGCUCCAGAUUUGAAAUAGUUUAUAUGCUCUAACACUGAAAAUGAAAUGUAACUAGUCUUGAGUUUUCAAGCCUCUUCUGCUUUUUCUCUCCAGGAUGUGUUGUUCUGUAGCCAUUGCAUAAGUCUACGUCUGGUUAUGCAAACUUAUUUUUGGAGCAUUUUCAUUUUUUGUCUGCACCCUGGAGAGUAAUCCUCAUGCCAGACGUAUUGUAGUAAAUAAGCGAAGUGCCUGUUAGAUUUCCACACGUCUCACACGGUAAAUGCUGCCAUU
This is a messenger RNA of Menidia menidia (Atlantic silverside), 1572 nucleotides long. NCBI's taxonomy places the organism in Eukaryota, Metazoa, Chordata, Actinopteri, Atheriniformes, Atherinopsidae. The record is from the annotation of a GenBank genome assembly.